Pseudogymnoascus destructans is the source of this 889-nucleotide messenger RNA. RefSeq lists its product as uncharacterized. Gene Ontology annotation, molecular function: structural constituent of chromatin; DNA binding; protein heterodimerization activity. The coding region runs from base 1 to 618 and encodes 205 amino acids. NCBI's taxonomy places the organism in Eukaryota, Fungi, Ascomycota, Leotiomycetes, Thelebolales, Thelebolaceae. The record is from RefSeq and is a predicted model, not a curated record. Gene Ontology annotation, cellular component: nucleosome. The transcript is spliced from 5 exons.
AUGCCACUUGGAUUACAGGCUGGCUCUAGGCUUGGUGGAAAGGGAAAGGGAAAGGAAAAGGCUGUGCGCACAGCAAGAAAAGCUCCAGUUCGCUCAUCUCAAGCUUGCAACAAUCAUGCUCAGAAGGCCAGGCGCCGUGCAAAGUCUGGCACCAAGGCUCUCCGCGAUAUCAGAAGACAGCAACUUGAUACUCGCCUGAUUAUUCCAAAGCUCUCAUUCCAGCGUCUUGUUAGGGAAAUCGCACAAGACUUCAAGUCCAAUCUUCGCUUCCAGCAAUCUGCUAUCCUAGCUCUCCAGGAAGCUGCCGAAUGCUUCCUCAUUCGAGAAUUUGAGAUGACAAAUCUCCUUGCUAUUCAUGCGAAGAGAGUGACAAUUCAGGCAAAGGAUAUGUGCGCAGCCUAUACCCGGAAACCACUCAACGCGCUCGGCGCGUUGCCUCCCUCCCUCGCGUUGCCUCCCUCCCUCGCGUUGCCUCUCUCCCUCGCGUUGCCUCCCUCGCGGUUGCUCCCCCUCGCCGUCGCCCUCCUCGCUGUCCCAGCUGACUCGCUAGCCGCUGCCCUCACUGAGGCACUCGACGACUCUUCGGAAGCCCUCGUCGCGAGGCAUCGGAAGUCCUGAGCUCGGCUCAGGCCCACGAGGAUGGCUUCUCUUGGCGAGCUGACCGUUCCUAUGAACGGUCAGCUCUACCUCGACCUAGACGCCUGGUCGAGAGUCCUUAACGACUGGGCCGAAUGAGGCCGUCGAAAGGAGCGACAGCGAGGGGGCGACGGCGAGGGGGCUACGGGAGGCUACGGGGGGGGAAUUGGGGGGUUUUUACUGGUCGCAGGGGGUUUCAUAUUAUGUAGGGUAUAUAAAACUUAUCACGUCAAAUGCAGGGUAUAUAGACAAC